Molecule: messenger RNA, 483 nt
Organism: Colletotrichum godetiae
Lineage: Eukaryota; Fungi; Ascomycota; Sordariomycetes; Glomerellales; Glomerellaceae
Exons: 2
Coding region: 1-483 (160 amino acids)
Source: RefSeq, a predicted model, not a curated record
AUGGACUCUCUGCCACAAGAAAUCCUGGAUAACAUCCUCGGCCGCAUACCUGCGCAAGGAAGUGACAGACAUAACAGUGAAUUAUUCGACGACAAUCUCAACUCUAACUUUGACUAUUCGUCAUUCCCAAUGAAGAUGGAACCUACGAUUGUGUACCGCCCUCACCGCGUCUUCGACCUGAUCUCGCGACCACGUAACAUCGAGGGUGACUUCCACCUCAUGCAAAAGCUUCCCAACUUAGAGUCCUUCAACUUGAAAAUUCCCGAGUUUCCCUUCUUCAUCAGACCGCGACGGGAAAUGCGACAAUCCUUGAUCGACAUUUUGUCCUCAAACCGGCUUCCAGCGUCAAUGAAGCACGGAAAGCUCGCCAUCACACCCAACAUGUACGGCCCCAAUCAGAAGCUGCCGCAUAUGACCAAAGAUGGAGAGAGCAACCCUCUCUUCAUUGCCUACGCAGAGCGAUCGACAGUCUCUCGGCUUUGA